AUGUUGCUCGAUAAAUAUAGCAAACUGCGUCACGUCAAGUGUGAUGAAGCCCUUCCACACUGCCAAAGAUGCAUCAAGGCGAAGCGACCAUGCCACUACACCGACCCCUCAGUCAAGCCAGAUGAUCCAGUCAAGUUCGUCGUAUAUGCUGCGCAGAAAGAACCUACCCCUUUUCCUGGCCUCACCCGGUCUGAACGCCGUUCUCUGCACCACUUCCAGCAUCGCUCGGCAGAAGAGAUACCAAGUCCCUUUCGUUCCGAACUGUGGUCCCGAAUCAUCUUGCAAGUCGCCGAGCGCUCACCAGCGGUGCGUCAUGGAAUCUUUGCUCUCAGUAGCAUGCACGAGUACUUUUCGAGCCCCGACACAUCCCAAGCGCUGCUCUCUGACUUCAGCAUGCACCACUACAACAAGUCGAUUCGCAACGCCAUCCGAAUUACAGCACCUGACGAGUCCUUCGAUGCUUUACUGUUAACCAGUGUCAUGUUCUGUGCGCUAGAAGGCCUCAAGGGAGAUUUCGAACAGUCUUUACAGCAUGCUUUGUCCGGCCUGAGGAUAAUUGCCAGAGGUCGGCAGGGCUGUCACCCAAGCUCAGCCGCCAUUCCGGACGACAUGCUCCCGAGCAUAUUUUUGGCACUGCAAACCCAGGUCAUGGAACUUGAGGAUCUGAGCAUCUUCAGAGUCUACCCCGACGUGGCCCAAAAAUUUCCACCGCUGCCAGACCAUUUCUCCGACGUGGAAGAAGCCAUGCGAUACCUUCAGAUCCUGCUUAACCAAAUGAUUGGGUUUUCUGACCGCUUCCAUACUGCCUGUCAGCAUAUGGUCUACGUGCCUGCCGAGGUACCAGAGCCUUUGCUACCAGAAUUUACUGCUAUUCGCGAUUGGUUCUACUUGUGGGAUGAGGCAGUCAGUCGGAUUGACACCAUCAUCACCGGCAGCGACGGCAAACAGCAUAAAGCCUUACUGCUACUCAAGAUCUAUCAAUCGGUCAUGAGAACCGUUAUUGACUCACUCGACAAACAAAUACCAUCUGUUGACUCUUUCGAACCUGAAAUCAUGGGUAUUCUCAAACUUGCUGAGGUGUUUCUUCAGUCGCAAUCUGGAUGGCAAUCAUCGUCAUUCGGCGAAGCCGUCACUCAGCCGAUCAGACCUUCUGCUCCUUCGCCAGUCUUCUCCAUUUCUCUUGGAGUUGUCCCCGUCCUUUUUGAGAUUGCCCAUCGGGCAAGAAACCCACAGCUUCGCGAAGAGGCCUUGCGCCUUCUUCGCUCAUGCAAUAGGAGAGAAGGUGUCUGGGACAGCCAGGUGGCCGCGCGCAUCGCAGAAAGGCACAAUGCCCUCCAAGAUGAAGUCGACGCCAGAUUUGCCGAAGACAGCACCGACUAUCGUGUUUUUAUCACCGAUAUUGGCCUGCUCACUGAAGGCAAUAUUCCUUUUGUUCAAUGCCCACAGAAAUACAUGAUUGUGCCCGCCGGUGCCCAUCUCAUGGACAAUUAUUGGCUGGGUGGAUUUAAUCCUCCCUCGGAUCAAGAACGGUUCGAGAGUAUUGCUUGA
Molecule: messenger RNA, 1548 nt
Organism: Cyphellophora europaea CBS 101466
Lineage: Eukaryota; Fungi; Ascomycota; Eurotiomycetes; Chaetothyriales; Cyphellophoraceae
Exons: 2
Coding region: 1-1548 (515 amino acids)
Biological process (GO): regulation of DNA-templated transcription
Molecular function (GO): zinc ion binding; DNA-binding transcription factor activity, RNA polymerase II-specific
Source: RefSeq, a predicted model, not a curated record